Molecule: messenger RNA, 1977 nt
Organism: Zasmidium cellare ATCC 36951
Lineage: Eukaryota; Fungi; Ascomycota; Dothideomycetes; Mycosphaerellales; Mycosphaerellaceae
Exons: 2
Coding region: 1-1977 (658 amino acids)
Source: RefSeq, a predicted model, not a curated record
AUGGCCGAGGAACCCAAUGGAUCGAUCCUGUCCAGGCGCAGCAGCAUCUGGUUGAAGGAUAUCACCUCCAGCGGCUUGGCCAAGUUGCUCGCAUUCGAGACAUCUCGAACAGCCCUGCGGCCGGGGCGAGACUUGUACAAGAGGCUUCGAAAAGACGAUUUCCGUAUUCUCAACAUCGAACAGUAUGAAGCGUCUGGUAUCGCCGCGGCUAAAAGACACUCGUGCUGCCUUAGCACUCACAAGUUGAGCUCGUUCCCCAACGAAGAUGGCUACGCAGCAGUAUCCUAUACCUGGAAGUCGCAUGCCCAGCGCUGGAACUUUGGCCUUGACCAUGCCUCUGUCGAAGUACAGGGCCAAGUGUUUCCUGCUGCUGCUCGAGUGGCGCCCAUGCUGGCAAGCCUUUAUGAGAGCGGAUUUCGAAACGUUUGGAUAGAUGCUCUCUGCAUCAAUCAACUGGACGUCUCUGAGCGUAGCAACCAGGUCGCACGUAUGAGGCAGAUCUACUCGAAUGCGUCGCAAGUCGUGGUUUUUCUAGGCUCUGGUUCGCCCAACACGGAUGCUCUCUUCGACUUCCUGAAUCAUGGAUCCAUCAAAGGUCUUCGAAUGUCUAGUGCAGAGCUCUCUGGUCUUCUUGAAGUCGUCUCCAACCCCUAUUGGCAACGUGCUUGGAUCAUUCAAGAAGUCGCUGUUGCUCGGAGCGUUGUGCUCAUUUGCGGGGCUAAACGUACGUCCUGGGAUCGCCUUGUGCAUAGCAUGGCCCGUUGGGAUGUCUCAGAGUGGGCACGUCCGAUCUCUUCAGGCAGCGAUUUUCCGGGAAGAGAAAUCAGAAUGAUAGACAAUUUUCGAACAGAACGGCAUGGGUCCCUCAUUGAAGUCCUUCAAAAGACGCGCUCUUCUAAGGCCUCCAACGCUCUGGAUGUGAUAUACGCCAAACUCGGACUUGCGAACGACGCCUCUACACUCGUGUCCAGGGUCACAUACAGCAUAGAUGCUUCCACGUUGUUCAAAUCCAUUGUCAAGCGCCACGUCACGGCGAAACACGAUCUCUACAUCAUCUGCCUCGUAAGAGAAAGGCAAGAGGACGGGGUUCAUCUUCCGAGCUGGGUUCCUGACUGGACCAAGUCGACAAACCGCUAUCCGCUUCUACGCUUCUUCUUCUCGGGAUGGGUGAAUAUCACUCACCAAGCUCACGCGAAGAUGAAUGUCAGCUUUUCGAAUGACCUGAACGAGAUACGUGUUCUCGGCUUGCUCCUAGACACCUUGGGACCGUCUGCCUCUUCAAAUCUAGAUAAGGAAGCUGCUGGCCAAUCUGCAAGAGAGAUGUUUCCCAGUAUCUGCAGGGCUGCGCUCGCGGCUCACUUCGUCUUGCCCAGGCAGAGCGAGUCGGCCAGUAUCCCCCGGGAGUUCGUUGAUUUGUUCGCAUCGACUGUGGCACGACUCGAAGACGAGGAUGAGAGGGAACGUACCCACACGAAGCGAACCCUUCACAGGACAUUGUAUGCCAUGGCGGAUGCUCAAGAUACUGAUCAGCGACCUUGGGAAGUGGAGCACCACUCUAAUGAGUUGAGCACAGAUGACUUCAGGCGUUGGCAUGAGGCUAAUCGCAAAGUCGUGAUAGCCGGGCGGACUGUUGCAGCAUGGGCGAAGGCAUACAGCACAGUGCUCGAGACUGGUGACAAAGAGGUUUCGGGAUCCGAGAACCUCAGCACUGGUGGCCUAGAAAGAUCCCUCACUGCUAUGGCCUGGAACCGCAAGCUAACCAGUACUGUUUCAGGCCGUCCAGCACUCGUACCAGAAGCUGCCAUCCAAGGUGAUCUCGUUUGCGCACUGUACGGAUGCCCUGUGCUUGUGGUCCUUCGUCAAAACAAACACUACAUCUUCAUUGGAGAAUGCUUCGUGGAAGACUUCAUGGACGAGAAGCAGCACUUUAGUGCCCUUGUGGAGCCAAUGCGAGAGAUGAUGUUCAACCUGCGCUGA